Haemonchus placei is the source of this 258-nucleotide messenger RNA. The record is from the annotation of a GenBank genome assembly. NCBI's taxonomy places the organism in Eukaryota, Metazoa, Nematoda, Chromadorea, Rhabditida, Trichostrongylidae.
AUGACGAGAGAGUCUGUUGAAGCCAGAGCACUGCAUGGUAUUGCCAUCAUUCUCUGGAAUGAAAUUUCCAUGGUUCCUAAGUGGGCAUUGGAAGCGGUUGAUCUUUUGCUGAGAGAUAUCAUGCAAAACGAAUUGCCAUUCGGGGAUAAAGUUAUGCUGCUGCAUAGUGGAGAGUGGGCAAGGAUGCUGCUACAGAUUGGAGAGGAAGCAUACACUGAGGAUGAAAAUGGUUCCAUUGAGCUACCUCCUGCACUAUAG